Messenger RNA from Aspergillus steynii IBT 23096, 2230 nucleotides. RefSeq lists its product as uncharacterized. The record is from RefSeq and is a predicted model, not a curated record. Bases 156 to 2108 code for a protein of 650 amino acids. Lineage: Eukaryota; Fungi; Ascomycota; Eurotiomycetes; Eurotiales; Aspergillaceae. The transcript has a single exon.
GAAGACCCCACGAUGCUGGAUUGACGUCUCUGAUUUUCCUUCUCCUUUCGUUUUUGGGUUUCUCCUUUCGUUUUCUCUCUUUUUCUGUUCCCCCAUUUACUACGCCAAUCAUAUGAUACCCCAUUCAUAGCGCAAUUCCCAGUCUCCGCUACGCCAUGCCACGACCCAAUCCUCUUCCACUCUCCGACGAGUGGACUGACCCCGAUGCCUACGUCGAUGCCCUUCUGUCGUUUGCCACCUCGUCAGACAUGUUCCGACAUCUCUGCGGGGGAGUGCAUAUCCUCGAUUUCUUGACGCGCGAGCCGGACCUGUACACUUCGCUUUUGCCCGAAUCAUGGCGUUUAUUCUUCGAUAAGCACGAUGUCCAGGAUCUCAUCGACUUGGUUCUGCGGGAGGAUCUACCGGCACUACUCGAGAAGAGUCGGAAGGCGGCCGCAGGCGAAGAAGAGCACAAUGACUGGAGAGGCGCUGCUCUCCCUCCGAUCGAUUUUCUCGAAUACAUUUAUCAGAUUCGACGACUGAGUCUUGGGAGAGACUUUCACCCCCCGCAGCCUGGGAAUCCGUCCAUCCCGCGACGGAUUGCGGUGGGAAUGAAGACGAAGAAAUACCACGAGGUGGCGCAUUUCUCGCGAUACGUGGAUUCCUUGUGCGCCGACGUGGACAAGCAGCGCGGCGAUAAGCUCACACACGUUGUGGAUUUUGGGUCGGGUCAGAGUUACCUGGGGCGCACGCUGGCGAGCCCUCCGUAUAAUAGGCACAUUGUUGCCAUUGAGCGCAAGCAUCAGUUCAUCAAUGGUGCGAAGGAUAUGGAUAUUCACGCGCAAUUGGCGGAGAAGAAAAAGGUGCGCAUGUAUAACGCGAAAGCGGACAAGUGCAAGAAAUGCGAGGAUCCUGAGGCACCUGAGGCGGCGGAACCGGAUGUUCCCUCUCAACAGUCUGGGGCGGUGGAAUCUGUGCCCAGCGAGGAGCCUGCCGAGAAUGGCGAGGAAGUCUCCAUGGUCAAUGUUUUCCGUGAUAUCAGUCUCACGCCCGGGGAGAUCGGGUUCGCUCCUCUCCAUAACGAUCCCAAUGAAAAAUUGGCGAAGAAGAGGGAGAAGGAGAGUGCAAGCGCUGGCCAACCAAGGGGUGUUAUGGACUACAUCGAGCACGAAAUUAAGGAUGGAUACCUCGAGCCUAUCAUCAAGGACGUGAUUGAGGCUCCGUCAGCUGGAUCCACGGGGAACUCGAGCUCGGUUGAUACGAUUGACAAGAAUGAUGACGACAAGCCUUCGGAUGCCAAGGUCAUGGUCAUUUCGUUGCAUUCUUGUGGCAACCUGCUUCACCAUGGCGUGCGAUCUUUAGUCGUGAACCCGUCAGUGAAAGCAGUCGCCAUGAUCGGUUGCUGUUACAAUUUGGUUACCGAGCGACUCGGACCUGCGACCUAUAAACUUCCCAUCCUCCGUUCCAUGCACCCCCGUCUGACGAAGGAUGCCGUUGCAUACGACCCGCACGGUUUCCCCAUGUCUAAGCGGCUGGAGGAUUUUGAGCACGACAGUGGCGUCGGCGUCAAGUUGAACAUUACUGCACGGUCGAUGUCUCUACAGGCUCCGUACAACUGGGGCAGGGAAGACAGCGAGAACUUCUUCACACGCCACUUUUACCGGACACUUUUGCAGCGCAUUCUGGUAGACCGCAAGAUUGUGGAGAAGCCAGAAACACCAGAGGAUCUCUACGGAGCAGAUGAACCUUCUGAAACCAAAGCAGGAAACCCCCUCAUUGUAGGAUCCCUGCGCAAGGCGGCCUUCACCUCGUUCUCAGCGUACGCCCGCGCCGCGACGGCGAAACUGGGACGGGACCCGCACUCCGGCGAAAAGGUCAGGGCCGGAAUGGCCGAUCUCACUGACGAGGAACUGGCCCGCUAUGUGGAGCAGUAUUGGCACGCGAAGAAGAACCUCAGCGUGGUCUGGACCCUGAUGGCAUACAGCUCCGCGUUGGUGGAAGCCAUCAUCGUUGUCGAUCGCUGGCAAUUCCUGCGCGAGUACGAUUGUGUCCAAGACUGCUGGGUCGAGCCUGUAUUUGAUUACAGCGAAAGCCCACGGAACCUGGCUAUUAUCGGUGUCAAGAAAUGAUUGAUCCGCAUGUGCAGAGAUGUCUGAGGGCAUUGGUGAAUCUCCUGGAUGGAUGCAUGUAUGACUUGAUGACGACACGGACACUCGGAGACGAAAAUACGCGAUAGAAUAGACAUAGAUGA